UUAUUGCUUCCGGAAUGAAGCGUCACGAGAUGUCAAUUGCUGAAGUCAUAUGACAACAAUGGCAAACUCCUCCGUUCCAGAAGGUGUUUACUUCGAAUUAUCUCCGACGAUAGUAUGGAGUGUUCGCAUUGUUAAUGCAGCUGUAACGGUGCUAGUAUUGAUCACAUUUAUAUUGUGUGUUGUCAAAGGCAAUGACAAUUCAUCCUACUAUCUGCUUGCUUGCAACACUCUUAUCAGUACCUUUGUUGGAAUAGUCAUCAACUGGUGGUAUCGGAGAGGAGAUCUGGGAAGUGAGUUGUUCUGGUACAUACUGGUGGUUGGAUUUGUGCUGGCAUUCCAGUGCAUUACUGCUGAUAUUUUCAUCUACAAAGUCACAACUCCAGAACCAACACCAGCACCUGUCACCAAUUCCACAAGAAUAUAUACAUGGGCAUCAUUUCGACCUAAUAAUUCCCUUGUCCAGAUUGCUGAGCAUGUUUUAUCUAACUCUUACACCCCAGUCCCAUGAGUAGGUUGUAUGGAUGAUUUGAGUGUAUCAAAUUUUGAGAAUGAGAUAGGAUUUUAUUGAUCACUCUUUAUACAGGAAUCCAAAGAGUAGGCAAUCAUUUAAAAAUUCUUAAAACUAAUGCCAUACUUUAACACAUUUCUUGUUGAUAAACACAUUUCUGUUACCAACACAACAGUUUUGACAAGAAGAUUUCACUGAUGAAUAGGUCUUUUACCCUCAGCUGUACACCUAAGUCUUCUGCAAAUUCUGUCAGGACAAUAUAACUUACAAAGGUGACUAAAUUUAUUCAGAUAUGUGAAAACUCAAAAUUACGUUUUAGUUUUGUAAUGAAGGGUAUUAAAAAUUUUCACACUAUGUCUGUGCUAUGUGCCAUCUGAUUGUUUUUAAUUAUUCUUGCAAAUGAUAUUCAUUACAACAUUAAAAUAUAGCUUGCACAUUCACUUUCGGGCAUGUAUAGUGCAUGCUUAAAAGAUUGUUCUUCGUUAUUAUAGUAACAAUGGGAAAUUAAUGCAGAUGAUUUUAUGAUAAAUGUUAUUCUCAGAACAUGAGAGUGCAAUGUUUUUGAGUGUGCAUACAAGUGUUGUCUCUACAAAAAUGUGCAUAGCUAUAGAUUUGUGAUAACUUUUCUUUGAUUAGACAGCUAUAUUUUGUUUAUAUUCCAGUGCCUAAAUUAUCACCAAACUGGAAUCAUCUGUAGCAUACUAAACUUGGAAUAGACAUUGUUUAUACUGGUGAUUAUAUUUUUUGACAUUUUUAAUAACUUUUAUAAGUGUAUUUCUAUAAUGCAUGAAUCAUAUUAAUAUAUGACAAACCACAUAUAUAAAAAAGAUGCUGAUGCACAUGUGUGCUGAAUGCGACAGUAAACAUUUUGCAAAUCUUGUGUUAAGUAUAAUUCUUGUAUUAAUAUUCUUGUAUUUUAUAAAUUUGCUUUUCUAUUAUUCACUUGAACACAUAUAUGCUUGAUCUCCAAUGGUGCGUCUCUAUUUCAUUAGCACCUAUAUGUUGCACAUAUUAAACACGUUGUUUUGUGUACACUUAUGUAGAUGCACAUUUUAAUAAGGGUAUACUUCUGGAAAGGAUAAACUUGUCGAACAUUGCAAACGUGGUUUGAGUUGAGCUCGUACUAAUGAAUAAAAAAAAAAAAAAAGACCACAUUAA
Pomacea canaliculata is the source of this 1666-nucleotide messenger RNA. RefSeq lists its product as uncharacterized. Lineage: Eukaryota; Metazoa; Mollusca; Gastropoda; Architaenioglossa; Ampullariidae. The record is from RefSeq and is a predicted model, not a curated record. The transcript has 6 exons. The coding region runs from base 50 to 508 and encodes 152 amino acids.